UCAGGCCACUUUCUUUUGACAAAUCUUUUAUUGGAAAAGAUGAAACAUACAUCUCGUGAGAGCCAGAAAGAAGGGAGAAUAGUCAUUGUUUCUUCAGAGGCACAUCGAUAUCCAUACAAGGAAGGAAUUCGGUUUGAUAAAAUUAAUGACAAGGAAAGUUACAGUCCUUGGUAUGCUUAUGGACAAUCAAAGCUUGCAAAUGUAUUGCAUGCUAAUGAACUUGACAGGCACCUUAAGGAAGAAAGGGUGGAGAUUACUGCUAAUUCACUUCAUCCAGGAGCAAUCACCACAAACCUUUUUCGCCAUCUCAGUUUCAUCCAUGGUGCUGUCAAAUUCAUAGGCAAAUACGUGCUCAAAAAUAUUCCACAGGGAGCGGCGACUACGUGCUAUGUGGCAUUACACCCGCAAGUUAAGGGAGUAAGCGGUGAGUACUUCUCAGACAGUAACAUAGCCAAACAGAGCUCUCACGCUAAGGACUCUGGUUUGGCCAAGAAGCUAUGGGUGUUCAGUUUGAAUUUGAUAAGCUCCUAAUAAUGAUGUGUUGAGCUCUUGAGUUGAACAAAAUGAACUCAAUGAUGGUACAGUAUAUGGAAUUGCAGAGUUUAAAAGGUGGUCUGGAGCUCGGUUAAGCCCUCUUCCUCCGCCCAUGAUAAUGUCAUGUAUACAAAAGCUUAGUUUUCCCUAAAAUAAAUACGAACUUGAACUUCGACAUGUCAUGAUAAUGGUAGUGUUUUAUUACGUAGUAUUAUUUUUUGUUAGUCUCCUGUCAAUUAAUAUCUUGUUUAAUAAACUCAACUUGCUCAAUUGGGGUUGCUGAGGGGUUUCUGGUUCAAAAUGAUUUAUAGAACUUGUUUUAGUUUAAGUCAUUCAAUUUUAGUAGCCGUAUGCAAGUGUUAGGCUGUGUUUGCAACAGUUUCUCAGAAGCACUUUUCUUCUUAUUUGCUAGAAAAGCCAAAACUUGUGUUUGCAAAAGGGAGCUUCUACUUAUUUUUAAUCAAAUUUACGUGAAAAGCCAGAAGCAGCAUUUGGGUUUCUUUUAUCUGAUUCUUGGUGAUCUGGUAAUAGUAGCAACUUGGGGGAAGAUUAUAUUUAUAAUCAAGUGUUUAUUCCGUAAAUGUCCAUAUCUUCUCCCUGUAUCUGUGCCGCCCUACACGUCUUCCCCAACCUUAGCUAUUCAUUCAAACAACUCAGGGUUUUAAUAGCAGAGGAAUCUUUCAAUUCUUUAAUUUAUCCACUCAAGCAUGAGCACAUUAAUCUACAAAUUAGUUCCAACAUGUAACAUAAUUUAUAUAUAUACUCCCUUUGUAUUUAUAUGUUCC
This is a messenger RNA of Cuscuta epithymum, 1319 nucleotides long. The record is from the annotation of a GenBank genome assembly. Lineage: Eukaryota; Viridiplantae; Streptophyta; Magnoliopsida; Solanales; Convolvulaceae.